AUGAUUCCUUCGAGAAGAAAGAGGCCAAAGAAAGUUGAGGAAGAUGAAGAGAAAACGCGACUCAUAGAAAAGCUUCAGAAUAAAAUGAGGGCUGGGAGAAUUAAUGAUGAUUUUGAGAAUGAUAUUGACUCGUCAUCAUCGAUGGCAUCAGCUGCUAGCACUAGUACUUCGGAAUCUGAAUCGAACAACUCAUCAGAGGAAGAUAAUUCGGCGGAGGAUACUAUUUAUGAGGAUAAAUCUGAGCCCAAGUUUGAUUUGAUAAAGUCGAUGCUGCGUGAUAAUUAUAAUGAAAAAUCAAAGAAAAUGGGGAAAGAGGGAAAAAAUAAGGAGGUGGUGGAAAUGGAGGUUGUGACUAACGAGGAGAAUGAGUUAAAUUUGAUGAACGAGAGGCCUAAAACUGGAGGUAAUGGUUUGUCUUUUGUCAAUAACAAAAGUAAUGACAUUCGGGACAAUAACUCUAAUGGACCACUGUUUAAGGAUUGGGGGGAGGGGGGGAUGAGUGAAGUAUUGGAGGAGUUGGAAAACGAGGUGAUUGUGCCAAUUUAUCACCCACAUGUGCCACAAAGCCUUAGAGUGGAACCGAUGUUAGGGAUAUUGUUGCACGGGCCACCUGGGUGUGGGAAAACCAAUCUAGCGCCAGUGAGGCCAGUUCUCCCUUUUAUAAGAUAUGUGUUACUGAAUUGGUGUCUGGAGUUUCAGCUUGCUGAGAUACUUUAUUUGCUGAAUGUUUCAAGCACAUCAGAAGAAAAUAUCAGAGAUCUAUUUACUAAGGCCCACAGGACAGCCCCAUCCAUUGUGUUCAUAGAUGAGAUUGAUGCGAUAGCUACUAAACGGGAAAUUUUGAAUAGGGUGAUGGAGCAACUAAUUGUGAUACAAUUGAUGUCAUGCAUAGAUGAGUCAUCGAGAAUUGUCAAACCCAUAUCCAGAAGUAGGACUGCAGAGAGUUCGGAUUGUAGGCUUCGGUAUGUAUUCGUUAUUGGAGCAACAAAUAGGCCUGAUGCUAUUGAUCCUGCAUUGAGGAGGCCUGGACGGUUUGACCGUGAGAUUUAUAUAGGUGUUCCGGACAAAAGUGCAAAGGUUGAUAUUUUGUCCGUCCUUGCUCGCAAUCUUAAAGUUGAAGGUGCUUUUGAUCUUCUGAAGAUAGCUAAGUCCACUCUAGGGUUUGUUGGAGAUGACUUGGUAGCACUUACUAAAAAGGCUGGCAAUCUAGCCAUGAAUCGGAUAAUAGGCCAACGAAAGGCUGAGGUUUGUACAAAACAUGUAAAGGGGAGCCUAUUGAAAGAUGGUGGAAACAACCUUGGGCACCAGAAGAAAUAG
Molecule: messenger RNA, 1317 nt
Organism: Fraxinus pennsylvanica
Lineage: Eukaryota; Viridiplantae; Streptophyta; Magnoliopsida; Lamiales; Oleaceae
Source: the annotation of a GenBank genome assembly